AUGGAGGUGUCGGGCAUCUUCAGCCGAUCAGGGUCCAUCAUUGGUGGUCUGUGCUGCCUGCUAGCUUUUGCACACAAGCUGGCAUGGAUACAGGGCCGGGACGAUGGAGCACUGGCCCCGCCAGAUCCAGUGCCGCUGUUUCACCGUCCGGACUUGCAGGCCUUGGCCAUCAAGAGAGAUCUCAGAGGUCUAGGCCGGCCAACAUUCAGUGCAGCUCUGGGCCCAAAACCGGCUAGGACACUCUUCAUGGCAGAUUUGGCAGCGGAGCUCUUGGAGGCACGGGCCGAGUUCGACACGUUCGGAGCGUACAUGCAGACCCCGCCGGCGCUGCAACAGCAGCGGCAGAAAGUAGCGGAGACGUCCGCACCCUCGACGGAGAUGGGAACCACCCCGGCUCCAACACCGCCUCCGAGCCAGGAUGGCAGCGAGACCAUGGAAGUGGACAAGGACAGGGAGAAGCGCUCGGCCGACCAGCAGUCUCCCAAGGAUGCGCCUCCACCGUCCAAGUGGGCCAAGGGGGAUGCGAAGGGCGACAGCAAGCCGGAGGAGACCCAGUCGGGCAAGGGACGGGCAGCGGACGGCAUGCCACAGCAGUCGCAGGCGGCUCGGGGCUCCGGGCAGAACUUGGGGUCGGGAGCCGGUCAGGGCUCGAGCCUUCAGGACACUCAGGCCACGGACAAGACGGGAGGCCAGAGCUCCAAGCCGGGCUCUCAGCAGCUGGCCAAUCGGAGGAGGCCCGGGAACUACCGCCAGUGGCCGAACAACCAGAGCGGCGGCAACCAACGCUGGGAAAGCAAGGAUGCCAAGGAGCUUCGCGAGCUCAAGGAGGCGGUCAAAGCCUUGGGUCGGAUGAGCCUCCGGAUGGAAGAUGCGUUGGGGGUGAUCCACCUCGACUCCGAGUACAUCCUCUUUUUGCAAACGGAGGCGGCCGGCAACGAGUGGGCGAUUACCAGGCAGCUCUACGACACGGCGGUCGAGUG
Messenger RNA from Symbiodinium necroappetens, 980 nucleotides. The record is from the annotation of a GenBank genome assembly. Lineage: Eukaryota; Dinophyceae; Suessiales; Symbiodiniaceae.